This is a messenger RNA of Chlorocebus sabaeus (green monkey), 514 nucleotides long. RefSeq names its product small ribosomal subunit protein eS27-like. The record is from RefSeq and is a predicted model, not a curated record. Lineage: Eukaryota; Metazoa; Chordata; Mammalia; Primates; Cercopithecidae. Gene Ontology annotation, molecular function: structural constituent of ribosome. Gene Ontology annotation, cellular component: ribosome. Gene Ontology annotation, biological process: translation.
UGAGCUCCAGAACUUAGUAUCCAACUACCUUACUUUCCAUCUCUACUUGGAUGAUUCAUAGAUGGGAAUCCCCCUAUCAGAAUGCCAAUGGGAGAUACCAAUUGGCAGUAUAGAAAAUAAUGCUUCUGCUUUCCGGCGGUGACGACCUACCCACAUGAGAACAUGCCUCUCGCAAAGGAUCUCCUUCAUCCCUCCCCAGAAGAGAAGAAGAGGAAACACAAUAAGAAACUCCUGGUGCAGAGCCCCAAUUCCUACUUCAUGGGUGUGAAAUGCCCAGGAUGCUAUAAAAUCAGCACGGUCUUUAGCCAUGCACAAACGGUAGUUUUGUGUGUUGGCUGCUCCACUGUCCUCUGUCAGCCUACAGGAGGAAAAGCAAGGCUUACAGAAGGAUGUUCCUUUAGAAGGAAGCAGCACUAACGGCACUCUGAAUCAAGAUGAGUGGGAAACCAUCUCAAUAAACACGUUUUAGUUAAAAAUAAAAUAAAAUAAAAUAACGCUUCCAUCGGAUACUUAA